AUGGCUGCCGCCGGCCCUGGAGAAGGGCUUUUGACACAGCCGGCGGCAGCCCGCCCUAAGUCACGGUCAAUUUUGCCAUGUCAAGCAGCUCCCAAUGGAGAGAAGCCUAAGAAGUGUCUGGUCUAUCCUCAUCCCCCGAAGAGCUCCCGCUUGUCUCGGUCGGUUCUGCGCUGGCUCCAGAGCCUCGACCUCACCUUCUUCCCCAGGAACAUCAGCAGAGAUUUUUCAAAUGGCUUCCUGAUAGCAGAAAUAUUCACUACAUAUUACCCCUGGGACCUUAAGCUGUCAUCCUUUAAAAAUGGAACUUCUUUAAAAGUCAAGUUGGAUAACUGGGCACAGUUGGAAAAGUUCCUGGCAAGAAAAAAACUUAAAUUACCUAAAGAACUAAUCCAUGGAACAAUUCACUGUAAAGCCGGAGUACCUGAAAUACUGAUACAGGAGGUGUACACCUUGUUAACACAUCAAGAAAUUAAAAGUAUCCAGGAUGACCUCGUGAAUUUCACAGACUACAGUUACCAGAUGCAGUUGCCCCUGGUCCCUAGGUCGACAGCUUCAAAGUCUAUUAAAGAUAACAUUAGGCUAUCAGAACUAAUAGGCAAUCCCAACAAACUUAACAAUGAACUUAAAGUAGAGUUCCUCUUCCUUUUACAAAUGUUGCAAAGGAAAUUGAGCAGAAAACUGAAUCCAAAAUGGUUUGCAGUCAAACCAACAGUGGGAGAAUCUACUCUCGAUCACCAUCCUGCCAAAGCCUUUGGGAACAAAAGCAAUUCAGUCAUUUCAAAGGCAAAAGCCGCUCCUGUGUGUUGUGCUGCGAGCAUGAGUACAUUGAGGGCUAAGAACCCGUCCAAACGAGGGGAACCCCCAAGCCAGGGUGCCCCCACUUUCUUCUAUAUGAGCCAUCCCAAUACUGAUUUCUGCUUAAAAAAGAAACUUUCAAGAGUCACAGGUAAUAGUGUCAGUCUACCUAAAGAAAUUGAGGUGAAGCAAACUGGAACACAUUUUGACUCAAUGAAGCCUACCAUAAAUGUGGAAAAGGAACCCGAAGAAGCACCUAUCUAA
Molecule: messenger RNA, 1059 nt
Organism: Budorcas taxicolor (takin)
Lineage: Eukaryota; Metazoa; Chordata; Mammalia; Artiodactyla; Bovidae
Gene: SPATA4
Product: spermatogenesis associated 4
Exons: 8
Coding region: 1-1059 (352 amino acids)
Biological process (GO): negative regulation of execution phase of apoptosis; regulation of cytoskeleton organization
Cellular component (GO): axoneme
Molecular function (GO): microtubule binding
Source: RefSeq, a predicted model, not a curated record